AUGUGGGCUACGCUGUCUGGUGAUCAAAAUAGGAAACUGGGAUAUUUCCAACGUAUACAUUUAUAUGAUGAAUAUAAACCAUUUCCAUUAGAGUUUUUCAAUAUGAUUAAUCAAACAUUUUUGAAUUUAACUGAAUUACACAUUGCUCCAUUAGGUCCAACAUCAGAGGAACAACGUCUGGUACGAGAACAAUCAAAAACACUAUAUUUAUUAACUGAAAAUAAUCAAUGGAAAUUAGGCAGUGCAUUAUUUGUCUAUAUGGAGAGUGACAGCGAAAACAGUAGUUUUAAUCACACAAUUCCCUGUCUCAAACUUGAUUUCGCAAACAAAAAUCAUCCGAAAUUGAAUCAGCUAUUGGAAUUGAUGAAUGUGAAACACUUACGAAUGAACGAUUUGAGCCUGGUUGACAAAGAACCCUUGCAUGCGGAAGGGUUUCGAAUGAAAUUGAUACAAAUUCCACCUUAUAUUAAAAAAUGGUUAAACGAAAUAAAAUUUCAGUCUGAUGCGAUUCAUUAG
Messenger RNA from Didymodactylos carnosus, 516 nucleotides. NCBI's taxonomy places the organism in Eukaryota, Metazoa, Rotifera, Eurotatoria, Philodinida, Philodinidae. The record is from the annotation of a GenBank genome assembly.